UCUUCCGGUUUAAAACAAAGGGUUUGAACAAAGACGCUCAGCCUGGGUACCAGCGUGCAGCAGACGUGCUUUUGGAUUGGUUAGACUACGGUCCAAUAAGAAAGAAGAGUCGCUUCUUCUAUUUACAUACAUGUUUCCGGGUCACCGCCAGGCGGCAGGCCGUCCAACCAGGUGCCAGAUAUUUGGAACCCUCAUUUGAAUAUAAAGAUGACAAAUAGGCCUGCCCGCGCCCCAUUCCGGUUGGUCCAGGUUCGGUUACCGCCUUGCAAUGCCGGAGCCUUCCCGCUCCGCGCCGGCCCCCAAAAAGGGCUCCAAGAAGGCCAUCUCCAAGGCGCAGAAGAAGGACGGCAAGAAGCGCAAGCGCGGCCGCAAGGAGAGUUACUCCAUCUACGUGUACAAGGUGCUGAAGCAGGUGCACCCCGACACAGGCAUCUCGUCCAAGGCCAUGGGCAUCAUGAACUCCUUCGUCAACGACAUCUUCGAGCGCAUCGCGGGCGAGGCGUCGCGCUUGGCGCACUACAACAAGCGCUCGACCAUCACGUCCCGCGAGGUGCAGACGGCCGUGCGCCUGCUGCUGCCCGGCGAGCUGGCCAAGCACGCCGUGUCCGAGGGCACCAAGGCCGUCACCAAGUACACCAGCUCCAAGUGAGCGCGCCCCGGCGCUCGAACCCAAAGGCUCUUUUCAGAGCCACCUCCAAGCUCGAAAAGGAGCGUGCGCGUGGUCGGACUGUGACCAGUGACUCAGUAGGAGCGCGGGGGGAGGCACACUGCGCAGUGGUGCGCGUCCUGACGCUGGAUUAGGCCCCGUUCCUAACGGUACGUUUUCCUUUAAAAAAAACAAAAACAAAAAACAGAAAACACGCUGGCUCCGUGUAGCCCACAGCCAGCAGCUGGAGAGGGAGCACCCCGCGGAAAUCUGGCCAAUGUGGCGUUCUUUUUGCUCACCAACAGGGCGUUCGGGGCCAUUCCCCCAACUCCUGUCUCAUGGAUGCAGCUGGAGGACGCUCUGGUUGAGACUGGGAUUGUCGCGCUGCCCUGCGAAAACACCUGAGCCUUGUUCCUCGGCUCUUAACCCUCGCUCGCCAGGGUUCAGCAUCAUGAGCUUCUAGCGAAAAGCUAAACAUUUCAGAAGCGAUUCUUUAAGCAGCUCUUUGCUCAGUGUGUUCCCUUGGAAACACUGCUCCUGCUGGCGCACAGGCCCUGGUCUCUACCCUCAACUGAAAUCCUCAGUUGAGAGAUUCUGCAUUCCUUCAUAUGUGUAUUUUUCCCAUAGUGAGAGUUGAAAGAUCCUUUUCAUCCCCAAACGUGUGUAACAUAAUUAUGUUUAUGCACGUUUGUAUCGUGCACAUAACCGUAAACGUGAAAUAUCCUUUUACAUAAAGCAAAUCUGCACCUUUCCCCCGGCACCUUUCUUUUUAAUUCCCUGGGGAGCUAUGAGCAAAGUAAGUACAAUGUUCACUUGGUGACACAUUAAUUUCUAAGGCAUGCAGGCCUGCCUGGGAUUCAGGCUGUAUCCUCAACCAAGAACACCUCAGAGUGACCCCUUCUUUCCCCCAAGAGCUCAUAGUUGGUUGGAUUUGGAUUUGCUCGGUCUGACGGUAGACAACAGCCAUCUUCUCACAUCAGCCACAGUGUCAGCCAUGCAUCUGUUAGCAUUUAACCUCUUACUGUCUCAUAUGGUAAGUUGGCCUCCUUCAGCUUGUAGCUUCUUCUCAAAGGAAUAGUUCUUUUUCCUUCCUCCAAAGUCUUUGGUUUACUUCCUAUUAAUUAGGAAAUUUUACUUGGAAAGGUCUAGCAGGAAGGGCAGUCUCUUCUAUGCUUUUCAGAUGGUAUGCCUGCAAAAUCCCUCCCACUUUUUCUAGAAACCACUUUAAGCAUUAGCUUGGUUUAUUGAGACUCAGAAUACUUCCUUUGUGUAAGUCCUGAUUCUCCUAAUCUCUACAGAUUUUUACAUAUUUUGGUAUGCACUGCCUUUAUUUAACUUUCAACUUACCCAGAAUGUCUUCUUCUCUGUUGUAAUAAUGGAAUUAUAGACAUGAGUUUGUAUACAAUUUCUCUCAGUUUUCUUCAUUACAGCAAUCUCAAUGGCCAAGAUGCUGUUUUGUGUUCUUUCCCCUAACAGAUUUUCGUCCAAGGAGGGAAGGACAAGUCCUACCCAUUCUGGGCCUGGGGCUGCCAGGCAGCAAGUAAAGGCUUCCUAUUCUUACUCCAAGCUGUUCCCAAAAGAGUCAAGAAAACUAAGAAAUUAAUCCAUAUUUUGCAUUACCUACAACAAAAUCUAUUCUUAUAGAAUUAUAUUUGGAAAUUAUGAUGCAUUCACUUUGCUCACAGAUUCCGCCUACUGCUAACAAUCACACUUUGUCUGCUGGAGACAAGCUUCAUUUUAUUUAACCUGUGCGUUGGUCUCCUUAAAGUAGAGAACCACAUGGAUCUACAGGUCUACAUGAAGUGAUUACAGAUGCUCCUUUAAAAUUUCAUCUGUUUGACUAGCACUGCAAACAAAACAAAACAAAACAAAACAAAAAUAAACUUCAUUUCCAAUUUAUAGGUCAAAGCUGGUGGCUUGGAUGUCUCAGUCAUUGUUGACAGGUCCAAGUUAAUUUCAAUGAUGGAUCAUUGUUUAAGUUUUAAAUUAGGAAGGCAAGGAAUUGAGUAAAAUAGCUAUGACAAAAUUUCAAUUCUUAUGUGUUUAUCUCCAUAA
Messenger RNA from Heterocephalus glaber (naked mole-rat), 2701 nucleotides. The record is from RefSeq and is a predicted model, not a curated record. Lineage: Eukaryota; Metazoa; Chordata; Mammalia; Rodentia; Bathyergidae.